GGCAACCGGAAGUGACGCCACCCCCAGGCCUUCCCGGCGGGGCGGGGCACAGUGACGCGUCAUGGUGGCACGGGAAGUACCCGCGGCAGCAUGGGGAAGCAGAAGAAGGCGCGCAAGUACGCGGUCAUGAAGCGGAUGAUCAGUCUCCGGGACCAGCGCAUUAACGCGAAGGACCGGGCGAAAGUCCCUGAGAAGAAGAAGGAGGACCCGAGCGCCAUCAAGGAGCGGGAGGUUCCCCAGCAUCCCUCUUGUUUGUUCUUCCAGUAUAACACACAGCUGGGCCCCCCUUACCACAUCCUCGUCGAUACUAACUUCAUCAACUUCUCCAUCAAGGCCAAGCUGGACCUAGUGCAGUCAAUGAUGGACUGCCUCUAUGCCAAGUGUAUUCCAUGUAUCACAGAUUGUGUAAUGGGUGAAAUUGAGAAGUUAGGACAGAAGUACCGUGUGGCUUUAAGAAUUGCCAAGGACCCUCGGUUUGAACGCUUGCCAUGUAUGCACAAAGGAACCUAUGCAGAUGACUGCUUGGUACAGAGGGUCACUCAGCACAAAUGUUAUAUUGUGGCCACAGUGGAUAAAGAGCUCAAGCGGAGAAUACGAAAAAUCCCAGGAGUGCCUAUAAUGUAUAUUUCCAGACACAGGUACAAUAUUGAGAGGAUGCCAGAUGAUUAUGGAGCUCCUCGAUUCUAACCUGUCCAGCCAAGCUAUCAAUGCCAGGACUCUUAGCCAGGAUAAGGGUCCUUCUGGUUUCAACCCUCCUCCUUUCUUUUUUGCUGGGAUUCUGCUCAUAGGACUGUGGGUGACAUCAGACUGACUUCAUAGCCUUGAUCAUCUAAGAAAAAUCUACUUGGAAGAGUCUGUUUUUAUUCAUCCUUAUUCUGAUUACCUAUAGCUGGGAGAAGCAUGUGGGAAAGAGAGGAUGGCAGUGCCCAGAAUAUGCCUAACUCCCUUUUCAUUGGGGUCAUUGGAUUUUAGCAUUCUGAAUUAAAUAUUGGUGAUGCAA
Messenger RNA from Phalacrocorax carbo (great cormorant), 1000 nucleotides. Lineage: Eukaryota; Metazoa; Chordata; Aves; Suliformes; Phalacrocoracidae. The record is from RefSeq and is a predicted model, not a curated record.